Molecule: messenger RNA, 4306 nt
Organism: Coccinella septempunctata (seven-spotted ladybird)
Lineage: Eukaryota; Metazoa; Arthropoda; Insecta; Coleoptera; Coccinellidae
Gene: Octbeta2R
Product: octopamine receptor beta-2R
Exons: 4
Coding region: 747-1979 (410 amino acids)
Biological process (GO): adenylate cyclase-activating adrenergic receptor signaling pathway
Cellular component (GO): membrane
Molecular function (GO): octopamine receptor activity
Source: RefSeq, a predicted model, not a curated record
GUGCAGUUGGGGGGCGUCAUGCAGCCUCUCUGAUCGUGCAACCCGGAGCGACCGCAAGAGAGCACCGCGACGGCCGGCGCGUCGCCAUAUGUCCUAGCGGUUACGACGCCCGCUGCUGCCGAUGUCGGGCCAGUCGUAUACUCGCCUUCCGUAAGUGGCACGCGCAUCUCCGUCGAGGCCGUUUCGCGCCGUUUUUCGAAUGCAAAAACGCAAUGUGAAAAUUUUCUAGUUCUCGUCCGGUAUUUGGAACGUGCGAAGAUUUUCCAACGGUCGUUGGAGUUUCCUCUGGGUGCUCAGUUGGAUUUGAUCAGUGUGCAGUGGUUUGUUCUUGGAUGGUUUCGCGAUAAACUGCAUAAUUCCGGUAAGACCUAUUUCGAAGAGUGCCUGCACCUCUGCAUCCCCACUUCAAAUAACAUUAAUUGAAGCCAGUCCUAGUCCCUCUUCGCAGAUAACAAACUGGAGCGUUUCAUUUUCGGAAUUUUCCGCCGACUUUAAUCAGGCUCUGUGGUCCUAAUGAGUUUUGAGUUGAUUGAUUGCUGCCAACCUUGAGACUGCAUCAUAAUCGAUUUGUAUCAAGGGGUCCACGUAGACGCCUCAUCAAGCAUUCAGCCGGAACCAGAUUCGAUUUCGACCGCAUCCACCACAACAUGAACAAUGCUUCCCCAUCCGCGACAACAUCGCAUCCUGAUAUACGACAAACGCCCCUGCAUUAAUUCGAAAAGGACCUGAAGAGCGAUUCUGAAUCAAUGGCCGCUGACAUCAAGCCCCUCAAUUUCACUGACUUCCUCAACAACAUCACCGACCCAUUGCUGGCGGACGGUGGGGCCUACCAGAGGCGAUGGCUGGACACCCUCCUCCACUACCUGAAGUCCACCGUGAUGGUAUCCAUCAUCGUUGUUUCCAUUUUCGGAAACCUCCUUAUUAUAGUCGCUGUGAUGCGGCAUAGGAAACUGAGAGUGAUAACGAAUUACUAUGUGAUAAGUUUGGCGCUGGCCGACAUGUUUAUCGCGAUGUUCGUGAUGACGUUCAACUUCAGUGUGCAGUUUUUCGAGGAGUGGAAAUUCGGGUACUUCAUGUGCGACUUUUGGAACUCCAUAGACGUUUACCUGUCCACCGUGUCCAUCCUCCAUCUUUGUUGCAUAAGCGUGGAUCGAUAUUACGCGAUAGUGAAACCGUUGAAGUACAACAUCCACAUGACGAAGAAGGUUGUGGCCAUGAUGAUAGGCGCCACCUGGACUUGUCCCUCUCUGCUCAUGGUGCCAAUUUACCAGGGGUGGUACACGACUGAGGAUAACCAAAUAUUCCGUGAAGAAAACCCAGAUACCUGCGAGUUCGUCGUCAACAAACCUUACAGUGUCAUAAGUAGUAGUAUAUCCUUCUGGAUACCCUGUGCAAUAAUGAUCUAUAUGUACUCAGCAAUAUUUAGAGAGGCUAACAGGCAAGAGAAAGAGAUGUACAACAGACACGGGACGGCUUUACUGCUCCACCAGAACAACUCCAACGGCGAUAUGAUGUCGAAUUCCUCCAAAACCCUCACACUCCACGAGAUGAACCAAGAGACCCCGACUAAAGAUAGGAACAUAAGUAAGAUGAAACGUGAACAUAAGGCUGCUCGCACCCUCGGCAUCAUAAUGGGCACCUUCAUAAUUUGCUGGCUUCCAUUUUUCGUGUGGUACGUCAGCGUCUCCCUCUGUACCAGCUGUGAUUGUCCCCAUUUCGUGGUCACCUUAGUAUUUUGGUUCGGCUACUUCAACUCCACCCUCAACCCUCUGAUUUACGCCUACUUCAACAGGGACUUCAGGGAGGCGUUCAAGAAUACCCUGCAGUGCGCCUUCUGCAGUCUUUGUCGUAGACCUCCAUCCGACCUGGAUCGUUUUGACGUAAGGAGGUAUGACGAUCGUACCAGAAGCGUUUACUCAGAAACCUACCUGAAGCAUGUAGAUAGGCGGAGGAGUUCAGAAUUCGGAUCGAGUCUCUGAGUAGACUUAACUAGCAGCAAGUUCACCACAACAAGCUUCUAAGUUUGUUGUAUGCUGCUAGUUACAAUGAACCUCUAAAUCCCACAAAUAUACUCCUCUGCUCUGCUGAAGAAUUGUGUCUCGUACGUCCUCUCAAAUUUUUUUAUGAAUUUUCCCAAUCCAGAUCAGCUAGAUACGUUGACUUGACUCAUACAACAUACUUCAACUGAAAAGAAACAAAAGAAACAAUUUUUCAGCAGAAAGAUUAAUCAGGUAGUCUACAACCCCAAGAACUCUACUAACCGUGUGUCCAAAAAUCUCUUCUUGUAAAUAUUCGAAACUAUGGUGCUAUUUUUCUGUAAAAGUGUGUAACAACUUUCUCGAAAGUGAUAGUGUGUGAUAAAUAGGAAUUUGAUAAUUAUAUUAUCACUGAAACUCCUUAGAUGAAUUAGAAUGCCAAAAAAAAAACUUAAACUUGAGUUUUGAGUUACCUAGCCUAAGAUAUUAACUAGAAUCUCGACAUGUUUUCUUUGAUAAUCAAUUCGCUGAGCAUGAAAUAUUUUUUGAGCCGCCAGAUAUUCCUUUCGUAAUAAUAGAUUGAAACUUUAUUUUUUGAAAUGAAGGAUUCAAUUUUCCUUCAACUUGACAAAUCAACCCUUCAUCUUGGGUAAUUAUAAACAUUCAUUUUUAUGUUUCCAACUGGUUCAUCCCUUUUCGAAGAAACACUGAAAUAAAUCAAUAAUUACUCCUAAAGUAGAUGAAAAACUUAUAACAUCAUAUUGUUCGUAUCAUCAUUGAACUAUAUAAAUGCAAUAUAUUGAUGGCAACUAGAUCGGAUGUAAUUCAAAAGGAAACAACUCAAUUUGAUUUCCUCAACCUCUUCAAGAAAAAUUGAUUUAUUGCCACAUGCUGAUCCUCGAAGCAUUCGAACGCGAAUAUUGUUAUAUUAAAUUGAUAGAAAAACGGAAACAUGUUUAUAUACAUACAUUUAAUCACAACAACAAAUUUAUCGUUGAAAAAAUAAUGAUCUCUAGGAAGAUUAUUGUCCUCUAAUACAAUUUUUACAAUUUCGAUAUUAUUUUUAGUAUAAAUCUGUAUAAACUCUGGCCUAGAUGAAUGUUUCAUGUGUAAACUCUUUAUAUUUUCAUCUCUAGUGUACAUUAUCCUCAAAUUCAUCCAUUUUCAAAUUGUAGCGAUAUACAAUCAUAAUUCUAGCGAGUGUGCAAUUAUGAAAUUGAGUUUGUGAGACUAGGAAAAGAUUCGACCAAUGCAUUUAUAAAUAAAUGAAUCAAUGAAGCAAUAAUAUUAUCAAAAUGAAUAUUAUAAAAUUACAGCACUGAAUACAUCGAAAUGUUUUGUUUUCUAAAUCAACUUUAAACCUACUAGAGAGGGAGUUUGAGAACGUUUAUAUUCAAUGUACCUAUGUAUAAAAAAUAUUCUGUAAGGGUAUUGAGUUUCAUUUAUGAAACAAUCAGAAUUUAUAAGAACAUAUUAGUAGGUGAAACUGGUGUGCCAUAAUCAUAAAGAGUUUUUCUGAGUAAAUAUUCAUUCACCUAAAAAUCAGAAAGCAUUAAUUUUAUUCUUCGCAAGGUUAAUUUAUGUAUGAAAAACCAAUGCAAUAUCGAAUUCGACUACUUAUCAUUUUCGUACAGGGUUUUUAUAAAUAUUUAUUGCAUUAUAGUGGCCUUCUUUUUGCUGUUCACAUAUUAGAAAAAAAAACCGAUUUUCAGUUUCCAAUCAAUUCAGCAAUUUUCAGAGAUAUGCUGAAAAUAGUAAUUUAAAUUUUUCUCAUGAGGAAUGAACAUUUUUUCAACAUAUCUCGUUUAUAAUAUAGUUUCACCAUUGAUAGAGCCUUGGAAAAAUAAUCAUCAUCAUUAGUUAUGAAAUUUACUGAAAACGGCAAAUCAGAUAAAAAAUCAAAGGCCAUCAAGUUGCAUAAAUUAUUUGUAGAAACCCUGUAAUACGGGCAUUUAAAGAAAUGAAAAGUUUCGCAGCUAGUGUUCUCAUAAUCCUCCAUGAAAAAGGAGGUAUUAUAUCAAAGAUGUUAUAAUGAAUAUCAUUAUGUAUUGUCUUCCCUCAAUGUGUCGAUGUUGAGAAUCAGGAAAUGAUUUUUGAAGCGUUGUGAAACGGAUUCAAAUAUCCAAAAAUCAUCAGAAAUGUCGAUGUUGAUUAAAUGUUACAUGUCCAUGAAAAAAAUUAUUACGUGAUAUCUGAGUUGAUUAUAAGUUCUCUUUAUCGAAAUGACAAACCAAAUAUACAAAUUAUAAUAUUAGUUUUUAGAUUAUGAAGACUUUUAUUUGUUCAUUUGUUAUCAUUGUGUUAUGGUUGAAAAAUAAUUGUGUGACUGA